GUCUCUCUUCCCCCGAGGGUGGAGAGAUGUCGAGCGAGCAGCAAGCGAGUGCAAGCAGUGUGGAGAGCGAGAGUGGAGGGAGCAUGUGCGGAUACAAACGUGAGUAUUCCAUCGAAGUUCCUGCGUCAUCGUCAUCGUCAUCGUCGUCCCGGGUCAAGGUGGCUGUUUACGGAGGUUCGUUUGACCCCAUCACUGAUGCCCAUCUCAAGGUCAUGGCAGAAUGCAUCCACUCGGGCAAGGCAGAUGAGGUAUGGGUUGUUCCCUGUGCAAACCGCCGCGACAAGCCCCUUGUUGCUUCUGCUCUCGACAGGCUCAUCAUGGCGCACCAGGCGGUCAAUACCACGUUUGGAUCGCGUUUCCCUGUCUACGUCAAGGACAUGGAUGUGUUCAACGAGACCGCAACGCCGACGUACUAUCUCAUGAAACAGCUGACAAAGGAGGUGCCCGGCAAUGACUUUUACUUUGUCCUCGGCUCGGACCUGCUUCCUGGCCUCCGCAAGUGGGACAUGGGCGAGGAGCUGGCCAGCGAGUUCAACUUUCUCAUCAUGGAGCGCCCGGGCUAUCCCAUCUGCAAAGAAAACAUGCCGGCCCACUACGAGCUGCUUUCCCGGCCCGAGUUCACCAUGACCAUCACCAAGCUCUCGUCCUCUGAAGUCCGCAAGCGCAUCCGCAAGAAUGUCUCGCUUGUCGACGGCCUCAUCCCGUCGUCCGUCCUUGCCCAUAUCAUCCGCAACCAUCUGUACAAGUGCAGCCUGCCGCAGCAGUCGAAUCGCCUGCCGCUCUCAGUCACCACUCCGAUCUCGGUUCACCCCGUCCCGGACCUCCCCGAUGACGACUCGUCGCAAAGCACCGCGGCGUGCACUCCCGAGUCCUCGCCCCGCCCUGCCGACGCCUAAAUUACCUCCUCAAGCACGAGCCCGCAGCUGGUCGCCAGCUCGGCCACUGUCAGUCCGUCUGAGUUGCGAACCUCGGCGAUAAAGACCCUCGCACCCUCCUC
Thecamonas trahens ATCC 50062 is the source of this 997-nucleotide messenger RNA. RefSeq names its product nicotinic acid mononucleotide adenyltransferase. Gene Ontology annotation, molecular function: nicotinate-nucleotide adenylyltransferase activity. Gene Ontology annotation, cellular component: cytoplasm. NCBI's taxonomy places the organism in Eukaryota, Apusomonadida, Apusomonadidae. The coding region runs from base 27 to 896 and encodes 289 amino acids. The transcript has 2 exons. The record is from RefSeq and is a predicted model, not a curated record. Gene Ontology annotation, biological process: NAD+ biosynthetic process.